AUGGGAAAUCAGAAGCUUCUUGCUGAAAAACUUUGGCCCCACAUAAAUCGACAACAGUGGGGUUUGAUGACAGGAUGUUGCUUCAUUCUGAAGUUGAAAGGAAGUCUCUUCCUCAUCCAGAAAGACCAGAUCAUCUUCGAGCAAUUGCUGCCAGCCUGGCAACUGCAGGUAUAUUUCCUGGAAGAUGCCAACCGAUUUCAGCAAGAGAAAUUACACGUGAAGAACUUCAGAUGGCUGGCAGCAGGGUUAUGUGCUGACCUGGCAUCAGCUAUAUACUCGGGGUGUGCUAAAAACGGGUUUGCACUGGUGCGUCCUCCAGGUCAUCAUGCUAGAGUGAGACAAGCAAUGGGAUUCUAUCUGCAUAACAAUGCAGCCAUUGCUGCAUCAGCAGCACAAGCUGCAGGAGCAAAAAAAGUCUUGAUUGUUGAUUGGGAUGUACACCAUGGAAAUGGAACUCAAGAAAUAUUUGAGCAGAACAAAACAGUGUUGUAUAUAUCCUUACAUAGACAUGAAGGUGGAAAAUUCUACCCUGGUACAGGCGCUGCCCAUGAGGUGGGGUCCAUGGGUGGAGAAGGGUAUUGUGUAAAUGUUCCAUGGAGUCGUGGAGGAGUUGGGGACCAUAGUCACAGGAUUCGCCAAAGUAGUCACGAUCCACGUUCCAAACGGCUCGAUCCCAAACGGGGUACGAUUGCGUAUCGAUCGCCAACAGAAACGCCCUCCGGGUUUCUUGUAAGAUGAGGGUGAAUGCAUCAGACAAACAAAUUUGACAUAUUAGUGCCUUGCAGCCUCUCAAAGUUCUUGCAUUCAGGUUAUUCUUUUAGAAAGAAAAUUGUCAAAGGUGAUUGUCAAAGGAGAAUUUAUUCAAG
Lactuca saligna is the source of this 866-nucleotide messenger RNA. The record is from the annotation of a GenBank genome assembly. NCBI's taxonomy places the organism in Eukaryota, Viridiplantae, Streptophyta, Magnoliopsida, Asterales, Asteraceae.